Messenger RNA from Pimephales promelas (fathead minnow), 2343 nucleotides. Its product is annotated as G2/M phase-specific E3 ubiquitin-protein ligase. Lineage: Eukaryota; Metazoa; Chordata; Actinopteri; Cypriniformes; Leuciscidae. Gene Ontology annotation, molecular function: ubiquitin protein ligase activity. Gene Ontology annotation, cellular component: nucleus; cytoplasm; Golgi membrane. The record is from RefSeq and is a predicted model, not a curated record. Gene Ontology annotation, biological process: Golgi organization; protein polyubiquitination; membrane fusion.
GAAAUUCAAAAAGCAAACAUAAGUUCACAACACAACGGAAACAAGCCACAACACAACGAAAUAUCCACAACACAACGAAAUAGCCACAACACAACGGAAAUGCUCCCGACCACUAGGGGGCAGGGGGUCUCUGUAAAUGGUUAAUUGCUCUCAAUCGCCCAUCUGUCUUUGGUUAUCUUUGGCGGACUGGAUGCUUUUCACUCGCACAGACACACGACAAGAAGAAUGUGAAUAUCACAAUGUAUUGUCCGUUUUGUGGCGCUACACUGGAAAACUGUCCUGCGUUUUGCAGUGCAUGUGGUAAAAACAUAACAUUUCUGAAAAAUAAAGUUCCUGGUGAAAAUGAGGCAAGCACGAGUGCAGCAGGGAAAUCAGACAGAAGCACAGUGGAUUCCUUCAUGAAGUUCAGGGCUUUGAAGGAGAAGGAGAGGAAAACCUUCUUUACUAAGAAAAGUCAGGAAUCUAAGAAGGAUAAAAAAACAGUGAAGAUUUAUGUUGGAGUUAUGUGGAGACAUGGUGGUGUUUUAAAGCCUAUCAGAGGGAAGACCCUGCCUCUUGAUGUUCAACCUAUUUGGUCAUCUGAGCAACUUUUAAUUGCUGCUGAAAAGAAAGUAAGAGAUUUUAAUCAGGAUAUGGAAGAGGGCCCCUAUGUAUUGCUGUACCCAGAUGGUUCAGAGGUGAAGAACAUUCCAGGAACAAACACCCCUUUCAAACUACACCUGUACAAAGAGGCAAUUGGAAAGGCUUAUCAAAGAAUAACUCUGUUUAUAUGCACAUUUCAAGACUUCUUAGCUAAUGACUGCUCUGGGGAUUCUUCUAGUGAAGACAGUGAAGUGCAAGUAAAGUCUACCUCUCACAGUCCACAUUAUGAGAGUGACACUUUGAUAUGGGAUUUUCCAGAUGAAGCAAGCACACCAAAUGCAGGAAGCACAUCAAAUGCAGGAAGCAAUUCAAACAGACCCCCUGAUCUCUCUCUGCCUUUUUUGGACCAAGAAGCAGGAAAAAAUGGAACAAAUAUCAAAGAACACCCACAUGGCCAACAAAAGUGCUACAGCAAUUACACACGUCUCUAUGCCCCAAUAAUAAUCGACAGUGACUCGGAAGCAUCUGAUGAGAGCAGACAAGAUGUUCAAGAAGAAAGAACGGAUGUAUUAACUUCUGCAGACAUUGUGUCAGAUCUCGCAUUGAAGAUAAUAAAAACAUGUUGCAGCAGAUUCAACAUAAAUAGAGCCAAUGUUUGGGAUGGAGCUGUUCGUGGAUUCAGACGUGCAUCAUACAACCCAUUACACGACAUGCUUGUUAAAUUCACGGAUGACGAAGGCACAACUGAAGAUGCAGUGGACACAGGUGGUCCCAAACGUGAGUUUCUAACCCUCCUAAUGGACUGUUUAAGGACACGAAGAAUCUUUGAUGGUCCAGAAAAUAGGAGAUUUCUCACCUUUAACAGUGCAGCUGCCAGAGAAGAUGAAUACUUCCUUGCGGGGCAGAUGAUUGCGGUUUCUAUUGUUCACGGUGGUCCAGGUCCUCGCUUCCUCUCAGAUAUGCUAUACGAUCACCUCACUGGAAGGACGGCCAUUAAUGGAACAGUUGAAGAUAUAACAGAUGAGAUCAUGAAGGCAGCUUUAGUUGAGAUAUCUAGUGCAGCAUCAUUGGAUGAAUUACACAUGCUCGUGGAUAAGUAUUCCAGCUUGCUGCAGACUGCUGGAUGUUUUCAUAACCCACAAAGUGUAGAAGGCAAAGAAAACAUUGUGAAGGAUUUCAUACAGUGGUACAUAAUUUACAGAAACCAAUACUCAAUACAAAAAUUUAGCGACGGUCUUUCCACCCUGGAUGUCAUCCAUGCCCUGGAACAACACCCAAGUGUAUUCAGACCCUACAUGUGCUACAGUGUUGAGAAACUAACACCUGAAUCACUGGAGGCUGUCUUCAAGGCUCAGCUCAGUGAAGUUGGUUGCACCAGACGACAAGAAGAAACAAGGAUUUUAGGAUACUGGAGAGACUAUCUGCUUGACACUGGAGAACAAGAAACUGCAAUCUCCCUCCAGGACAUCCUGAUGUUUGCUACAGGACUGGAUUCACUGCCUCCUUCAACAAUUCAGCCUCAGCCCCUACUGACUUUUGAGAGCACUUCUAAAUUUCCCAUUGCCAGCACAUGUGCCAAUACAAUCAAAUUGCCAAUGUCUAAAAGCUAUGAAGACUUCAAAAAUGCAAUGGACUUUGGUAUCCAAAACUCACCUGGUUUUGGAUUGCAGUAGAGUAGAACAAUGUAAAAUGUUAAAGGGAUAGUUCACAAAAAAAAAAAAAAAAAUUCUGUCAGUAAUUACUCUCCCACAUGUUGUUCCA